Messenger RNA from Adineta steineri, 1932 nucleotides. The record is from the annotation of a GenBank genome assembly. NCBI's taxonomy places the organism in Eukaryota, Metazoa, Rotifera, Eurotatoria, Adinetida, Adinetidae.
AUGGGCAAGGGACAAUCAACAUCAUCUAUUAAAUAUGAUGCUACGACAAAUGCAUCUGCAGUUCUAAAAGGUGCAGAAGGUCGUCAACGUAUCAAUAUCCAACAGAUGCAAAAUGUUCUUAUAAUCUGGUUAGACAGUAAUAUUGAUGAAACAAAAAAGGAUUGCCAAAAUACAAUUAAAAAAUUACGAAGUGCUGUUAACGACAUUAAUACAUUUACAGAUGGUGAUCAAUGCCUUGAAUUCAUUAAAACCAUCGUCAAUAACAAAGUAUGUAUCAUUGUAUCGGGAUUACUUGGACAGCAUAUUAUGCCUCGUGUACACAAUAUGUCUCAAGUGGAUUCAAUCUUUAUUUUUUGUGGCAAUAUAAACCAUCAUGAAGAAUGGGUCAAAGAUUGGCCAAAAAUAAAGGGUAUCUUCACACAUAUUAUACCCAUCUGUGAGGCACUCAAAGAGACUGCUCAUCAAUGUGAGCAGAAUGCCAUUCCCAUGAGUUUCGUGGGAUCAAAUAAAAAUUUGGAUCAAUUAGAUCCUUCUUUUAUGUACACCCAAAUCAUCAAAGAAAUAUUGCUCACCAUCAAAUUCAACCAGCAGCACGUCCAAGAUUAUAUUAAUUGCUGUCGCGAUGAUUUUGCCGAUAAUGAAGAAGAAAUGGUUAAUAUUAAACGAUUUGAAGAUGAAUACCAUAGCGAAACACCAAUUUAUUGGUACACCUGUGACAUGUUCUUAUAUCCCAUGCUGAAUCGUGCAUUACGACUGAUGGAUGGUGAUAUCAUUACACGGAUGGGCUUCUUCAUUGGUGAUUUGCAUAGAAAUAUUGAACAACUACACCAGAAACAAUAUCUUGGUAGAACUGCUGCUAACACUUUCACCGUUUAUCGGGGCCAAAGUUUAUCUACAGAAGAUUUUGAAAAACUGAGCAUAGUUAAAGGUGGUCUUAUUUCAUUCAAUAAUUUCUUAUCUACUAGUAAAGAUCGCAAUAUAUCAGAACGUUUUGCUCAACGUGCUACCGUGAAUCCAGAUCAAGUUGAUAUACUUUUCAUCAUGAAGAUUGAUCCUACUCUACCAACAACACCAUUUGCCUCCAUUGCUGAUAUUAGUGAGUUCCAGAGUGAAGAAGAAGUCUUAUUUUCGAUGCAUAGUGUUUUUCGUGUUCAUGAUAUUAAACAGAUGGGUGAAAAUAAUCGCUCGUGCGAAAUUAAUUUAACACUUACUGCUGACAACGACCCAGAAUUCAAGAGACUUACAGAUUAUAUUCGACAAGAGAGUUAUCCAGAUGCUGAAGGAUGGGCACGAUUAGGGUUGGUACUAUGGAAAAUGGGUCAAUUUGACACAGCUGAAAAUAUUUAUCAUAUUUUGGUUGAUCAAACAAAGGAUGAUAAAGACAAGGCACCUCUUUAUGAUCAACUUGGUUCGAUAAAAAGAGAUCAAGGAAAAUAUGAAGAAGCACUUACAUUCUAUGAAAAAUCACUUGCUAUCGAUCAAAAAACACUUCCUUCCAAUCAUCCUAAUUUAGCUAUAUCCUAUAACAACAUUGGUUUGGUUCAUAAAAAUAUGGGUAAUUAUCCAAAAGCACUUUCAUCUCACGAAAAAGCCCUUGAAAUCAAACAACAAUCACUGCCUCCCAAUCAUCCUAAUUUGGCUAUAUCCUAUAACAACAUUGGUAUAGUGUAUAAAAACAUGGGUAACUAUACAAAAGCACUUUUUUACUACGAAAAAGACCUUGAAAUCAGUAAACAAUCACUUCCUGCUAAUCAUCCUGAUUUGGCUGGUUCCUACAACAAUAUUGGUGCAAUGCAUGAAGACAUGGGUGACUACUCAACAGCCCGUACAUUUUAUGAAGAUGCUGUACAAAUUGCACAACAAUCAUUACCCUCAGAUCAUCCCGAUAUUCGAUUAUAUAGAAAUAAUCUCAAAGACGUACAAAACAGAUAA